Molecule: messenger RNA, 1035 nt
Organism: Acanthosepion pharaonis
Lineage: Eukaryota; Metazoa; Mollusca; Cephalopoda; Sepiida; Sepiidae
Source: the annotation of a GenBank genome assembly
AUGUCGAUUCAUAUCUAUCUUAAUCUGUUCAUAUCUCUCUAUUUAUCUAUCUAUCUAUCUAUCUAUCUAUCUAUCUAUCUAUCUAUGUUGAUUCAUAUCUAUCUUAAUCUGUUCAUAUCUAUCUAUCUAUCUAUCUAUCUAUCUAUGUUGAUUCAUAUCUAUCUUAAUCUGUUCAUAUCUAUCUAUCUAUCUAUCUAUCUAUCUAUCUAUCUAUGGUCCAACUGGCAGAAGAGGGACCCUAAAUUCGGUUUCCAAGCGUUUUCCAUCGUCGUUGAUCGUCGUGGGGGAUAUUUUCUUUACUCAUAUGAGUCUAUCUAUCUAUCUAUCUAUCUAUCUAUCUAUCUAAAUAACUUGAAAAAAUUUAAUGCUAGAUUAAUUCAAAUUUGCCAAAUUAUCUAUCUAUCUAUCUAUCUAUCUAUCUAUCUAUCUAUCUAUCUAUCUAUUCAUGUCUUUCUUUCUUUCUUUCUUUCUUUCUUUCUUUCUCAGUCUGUUCAUGUCGUUCUUUCUUUCUUUCUUUCUUUUUUUCUUUCUAUUAAGAAAUUUAACAUUUCGGUAGAUUUUCAUCUUUACUCACAAUUUGAAUUUCCUUUGCUUUCACCAUUGAGCUGUAAGAAUUUCCAUUCAUUUCCGUUUCCCUUUUACUUUCUUUCAUUUUCAUUGCUUUUAUUUACUUAUUUAAUUUUCUUUCUUUCUAUUCCUUUUAUUCGUCAUCUCUCUUUGUUUGUUUUUUUUUCUUUUUACUCCUAUACCCCUUCACUCUAUAUAUCUUUCUUUCUUUCUUUCUUUUUUCUUUCUUUCUUUCUUUCUUUCUUUCUUUCUUUCUUUCUUUCUUUCUUCUUCUAUUGCUUUCUUUAUUUCUUUCUUUCUUUCUACUUCUAUUUCUUUCUUUCUUUAUUUCUUUAUUUCUUUCUUUCUUUCUUUCUUUCUUUCUUUCUUUCUUUCUUUCUACUUCUAUUUCUUUCUUUCUUUCUUUCUUUCUUUCUUUCUUUCUUUCUUUCUUUCUUUCUUUCUUUCUUUCAUUUUCUAUUUGUUUAA